AUGAUCAGGGCUUCCAACACCUCCCUCGGCAAAGCACUCGUCUCCACUGGUCUAGCUUCCUCCUUCCUUCUCUCCUGCCCCUCUCCCGCAGAGCAUCGGAAGCUCCUCUAUCUCAAACCCGUUCAGACUGGAUUCCCGGCGGACUCCGAAUCCCAAUUCGUUUUCUCUAGACUGUGCUCCCUCGGGCGCAGCUCAAAUAGAAAGAGUGAAUCAAUAACUCAGCAAUUUGAUGCAUGUGCUAGCUGGUGGACUCAAGGGCCUGAUACUGCUCUACAGAUUGAGCUUGCAAGAGAAUUGGGCUAUGCUGCUGGGCGAUUUGGUUGGGCUUCCAGGAGUUACUUUUCUGAUAAUGGGUCAACCGCGAUUGAAAUUGCCCUCAAAAUGGCAUUCCGAAAAUUCUAUAAUGAAAAUGAUGUGCUUUCUGGCAGGAGCAACACUGUUGAGAGAUGCUUUGAGCUGAAGGUAUUAGCUCUUAAUGGGUCUUAUCACGGUGACACAUUGGGUGCAAUGGAAGCGCAAGCACCAUCAUCAUAUACGGCCUUCACCCAACAACCAUGGUAACCACUGACCAUUUUUUUGUCAUGAGGAUGUUGAGUUUGGAUUUAUGUGAUUUUGUGACUAAAUUCCUGCCCAACUGGUAAAUGUUUUGCAUGGCAGUCUGGUAUUGACCGAGAAAUACUAAUCAUAUCCGUGUCUUAGAUUUUCCAUCUUAUAUCACGUUAUGAACAUUGGACUUAAGUAUCUCACUUUAUGCAUUCCAAUGCCUGGAGCAUUGGUAUAUUUGGAUUAAGCAUUAUGACAAUAUGUGGUGUUUGUUGUAUCAUUCCAAUCAACCCAAGGAGCAAGGAGAAGGUGCAAGCAAGGAGAACAAGCUUGAUUCUAUCAUUCCCCUCUUCUAGUUUGUGUUUUCUUCCUCUCUCUAAUGACUUGAAUCUCUAAUGAUUGUUUAUGGAAGAUGAACCCGAGUUUAUAGGUUGUGUAUGAAUGGGUUAUGUAUGAAUGUGUCUGACUAGUUGAUUUGAAUGUCAUUCUAUCCUUGAUUGUGUUUGGGUAAGUCGCACUAAUCUACUCUAUU
Messenger RNA from Linum tenue, 1075 nucleotides. NCBI's taxonomy places the organism in Eukaryota, Viridiplantae, Streptophyta, Magnoliopsida, Malpighiales, Linaceae. The record is from the annotation of a GenBank genome assembly.